Molecule: messenger RNA, 1664 nt
Organism: Planococcus citri (citrus mealybug)
Lineage: Eukaryota; Metazoa; Arthropoda; Insecta; Hemiptera; Pseudococcidae
Product: cytochrome P450 4g15-like
Exons: 10
Coding region: 1-1185 (394 amino acids)
Molecular function (GO): oxidoreductase activity, acting on paired donors, with incorporation or reduction of molecular oxygen; iron ion binding; monooxygenase activity
Source: RefSeq, a predicted model, not a curated record
AUGAAGGAUUGGCUUGGAAUAGGAAUACUAAAUGCUAAACCCGAAGAAUGGAAAAAAUCCAGAAGAGUUUUAGCGCCUGCAUUCAGUUCGGACAUGCUAUCUAAAUACGUGAAAAAGUUCGAUAAAACUGCAUCAAAUCUCGUCGAAAAGUUCAGACCAGCUGCGAAUAGCGGUGAAGAGAUAGAUGUUCUGCUUCAGAUAAAGAAUUCGAAUUUAGAGGCUAUCGUAGAGGCUGCUUUAGGCGUAUCGAUUCAAAGCUGUGGAAAAGAAGGAGAAAACUUUUGCAAUUCUGUAAUGGAAGCUAUGAAAGAAGGAGCAGUGCGUAUCCAAUACCCUUGGCUAAUUCCACAUCAUAUUUACACGAUCUACUUAAAGUGGACUGGGAAAACUAAAGACAUCGAACAUUUACGGUAUCUGCCUACCAAGAUAUUAAGAGAGAAAAUGGAUAAUAUUCGAAACUCGCUAGGUGCAGACAAUGAUUCAACUGACAAUGCCAAUUCAUCGAAAACGAUCAUCGAUUUACUCAUUAGUAAAAGUUCAACAGAACUAGGUUUCAAUGAAAUACGUAUAAGAGACGAAUUGCUAUUGAUGAUCGCUUCAGGAGCAGAAACGACAGCACUGACUAUAAGCUUCGCGAUGCUGAUGUUCGCCAUCCAUCAGGAUAUUCAGCAAAAAGCUUACGAAGAGAUCCAACAACUUACAACCGCGGACUACGAUGAACUUACUGAGGAUCACUGGACCGAUCAUUUAAAAUACUUGGAACAAUGUAUCAAAGAAACAAUGAGAAUGUUCAGUCCAGUAAUGGUAACUAGUAGACGGACUUAUAAAGAAAUCAUUUUGAAAGAUAACACGAUCGUCCCAGCAAAUAUGUUUGUAGCGACGUUCAUACAUCUUGCCAAUUAUGAUUCUGAAUUAUACAAAAAUCCGGAAAAAUUCGAUCCACAAAAUUUCAGCGAUCAGGCUAUUAAAGAACGACCCAAUUGCAGUCAAUUAAACUUCGGUUAUGGACCAAGAUCUUGCAUAGGUUUCAAGUACGCGAUGAUGUCUAUCAAAGCACAACUCACCUACAUCUUGCGCAGUUAUCAUUUAUCUAGCAGCAUCAAACAAUUCACAAAGGAGAACUUGAAAACGGACCUUAGUAUCAGAAGUAGAAUAGGUUAUCCUAUCAAAUUUACAAGCAGAUGACAAGUGAAGCGAUGAAAAAUAAAUACGUAAAAUAGGAUAAUCUACUCGUGGAAUUGUUUGUAAAUUCAUACGUGAUUUCAUCAUGAAAUUAUAAAUUCAACAUCAAAGUAAAAGCAAGAAAAAAAACUGAUUUGGAAAUCAUUCAAAACUGAAGAGAAACUGAAAACCGUAAAACGAUAGUUGAAGCAUUAACAAUGAAAUAAUUUCAUUGCCUUUUUCUUAAAAUACAAGUCCGUUCAUUAAAAAUAUUUAAAAAAUGUAAAAAAUCAGACUGAAACGUCAAUUUUGAAAAUAAAUAAAUUAUUUUGUAGGUAGGUACCUAGCAUUUGGCACAAUAAUUGAACGCCACUGAUUUUAAGGCGAUUAUCAAAAUAACACGUUGGUAGAUCUUGUAUUUUUUUAAUACCUAUCUGGAACUCACCUUGAUAGAUUUCUUUACAACUUACGCUAUGCAUAUUUAAUGAGAACAAGUUAUUAAA